AUGAAGGUCAAGGUGAAAUCGUGGACCAUGGCAGCAUAUUGGUCGUGGGAUGUUAAAGAAGCCGAUGUUUGUGGCAUUUGCCACGUUGCUUACGAUGGAUGUUGCCCUGAUUGUACAACACCUGGUGACGAUUGCCCACUUAUUUGGGGUGAAUGCUCGCACGUCUUUCAUAUGCAUUGUCUUGUCAAAUGGCUCGACAGUUCAACCAAUGGCGAACAUUGUCCUAUGGAUCGACGACCUUGGAAAACGGCAGCAGCUCCUAGCUAA
Zychaea mexicana is the source of this 267-nucleotide messenger RNA. RefSeq names its product anaphase-promoting complex subunit 11. Gene Ontology annotation, biological process: protein ubiquitination; positive regulation of mitotic metaphase/anaphase transition; anaphase-promoting complex-dependent catabolic process. Gene Ontology annotation, cellular component: nucleus; anaphase-promoting complex. The record is from RefSeq and is a predicted model, not a curated record. The transcript has a single exon. Bases 1 to 267 code for a protein of 88 amino acids. Lineage: Eukaryota; Fungi; Mucoromycota; Mucoromycetes; Mucorales; Lichtheimiaceae. Gene Ontology annotation, molecular function: cullin family protein binding; zinc ion binding; ubiquitin protein ligase activity.